Messenger RNA from Strongylus vulgaris, 345 nucleotides. NCBI's taxonomy places the organism in Eukaryota, Metazoa, Nematoda, Chromadorea, Rhabditida, Strongylidae. The record is from the annotation of a GenBank genome assembly.
AUGGAGGCUGAAGUAGAAGAGCAGCCUAAAGCACAAAUUCGCAAGAUGGGUCCGAAAGGAGCGAAGCAAGAUGUUCAAAAAGAUGCUGUUAUGUUUGAAACCGGCGGUCGCGGUGAAAGCAUGCUUGACAGGCGCUGCAAAAUUCCGUUGCCAACACAGCGCAUGAUGGCUUCUGGUCCUACAAAUGGUCCGCAGAUUUCCUAUUACCCGUGGAAUACGGGCGGGCGAAUUGAAGCUCGUCAAAAGGAACGUGGGGAACAGCAAGCUGUGAAAGCGAAGAAGCAACCAAAUGAGAUACAUAAUCGAAGAAAAAGCAACGAAGAAGCCGGAAUUGUCCAACUGUAG